AUGCGUUCUCUCCCACACCGAUUCACAUUGCUGUUGUGUGUCUUAUUGCACAUUGUGGCUCUCAGUGAUGUGGCUGAGGCCGCCGUGACGUUCACACCCACGAAUGUCGUGCAGCUCUCACUCUAUCAAAUGGCACAAUUACGCUUUACAAGCAAUCUCCUCGUUGGUGAGCCACCCAUUCGAGUUGGGGAUUCUUUUUACUUUAUCAUAGAUGCUGGAAAUUCCACUAAUUGUUCCGAAGGGGGUGGUGGUGGGGCGACGAAUAACUUCACCGUGGCAUCCGCCGACGCUGAUGGAUACACGGGACUUGCAAGCAUCACUGUACGCAGUACUGUCUUUACAGUGGGCUCGAAGUAUGUGAUUUGUUAUGUUUCCGAUAAGGGUGCCGUUCUCGUUCGCCGUGAUGGGUCCAGCGGAAAUGACACACUGCAGGUAUGGCCCGCGAUCUAUAGCACACUGCAGUUGCAGCCGGGAAGUGUAGCGGGUGGACAAGGGCCUGUCAAUCUCACGAUGCAGGAGUCCUCGCAGGAAGGGCGGCCGGUGAAUCAAGGCUUUUUGGGUGGACUUCAAGCGCCUUUCCUUAUUCCAUGUGGGGGAAAUGCAGUGGUGAAUUGUACAGCACCGGAUAGUCUCGCAGAGGUGUGUGCAUCUCUGAUUUUUAGCGGUAUUCCAUUAGGGAAUUUGCGUGGUAUUGGCACGCCAAACGUAACGGGAAGUUUUACUGCGCCAUAUGUACCGAAUGCAGACGGCUAUGCUGUUUGUGUUCCAGUCUGUUAUUCCAGCUCUGGUGGAUGUGGGGCAACUGCAAACAUAUCGUAUACAGUUGUGGUUACAGCCGAAAACCCUGUGGCAGGGUUUGUGGUGAAGUUGGAUGAAGCUAAUCCCAGUGUCUACACAGUAACACCAACAGCACCACAGGCACAUGAACAUGGAUAUAUGCUCUUAACAGGAACUAAUCUGUCAGAGAGGGAUGAGAUUCGUGUGAUUCGUGAAGAUAGCCGGUGUACAUCAGGAGCGGCCUCGUUAUUACCUAAUCUAGAGCUUGGUGAUGUUACAGUGGUGAAUGCUACAACGGUAAAUGUCACAUUCCUGGCAAAGGAAUUAAUCUCAUCUCCUCAACGGGGACGUGUGUGUUAU
Trypanosoma theileri is the source of this 1137-nucleotide messenger RNA. RefSeq lists its product as uncharacterized. The record is from RefSeq and is a predicted model, not a curated record. Lineage: Eukaryota; Euglenozoa; Kinetoplastea; Trypanosomatida; Trypanosomatidae. The transcript has a single exon. The annotation marks the transcript as partial.